Molecule: messenger RNA, 1998 nt
Organism: Ceratitis capitata (Mediterranean fruit fly)
Lineage: Eukaryota; Metazoa; Arthropoda; Insecta; Diptera; Tephritidae
Product: fatty acyl-CoA reductase wat
Exons: 10
Coding region: 1-1983 (660 amino acids)
Biological process (GO): long-chain fatty-acyl-CoA metabolic process
Cellular component (GO): peroxisome
Molecular function (GO): alcohol-forming very long-chain fatty acyl-CoA reductase (NADP+) activity
Source: RefSeq, a predicted model, not a curated record
AUGCACGAAACAGCAGCGUCCUCAUUAAUUAAGUCCAGCAAUGGUGAGCUUACCAUUGAAAAUAGCCUUGGCAGUGGUGGUAUGGGUGUUAGUGAAUUUACAACACCUACAGUCACACAUGUAAAUACAAUGGCCGCAAUCGAUUGCAACGAACAAACCGCCAAUAAAACUUUACACCCACAUAAAGUGACCAAAAACAAUUGCAAUAAUAGUAUAAAAACAGCAACAACAACGCAUGCCGGAGAUGCCAACGAAAUUGCAAAUUUAAUUGUAACACCAACAACAACACAUGCAAUAACCACUACAACACCGCACUGUAAUGAAUCAUCAUCAGCGUUAUCAUCAGCAUCAGCAGCGGCGCCGUUAAGUACAAUACCAAUUGAAGCGUACACAGACUCGGCGGCAGCAUCAGUCGCGACAACCGCAAACGCGCAAAGUGGUGUCGAAGAGACAGUGACAGCAGCCACACCAAUUAGUGAUUUUUAUCGCAACGCCACUAUACUCAUCACCGGUGGCACCGGCUUCGUUGGUAAGGUGCUGACACAAAAACUGUUGCGUGCAUUUGAGUUGCGUAGAAUUUAUAUGCUAAUCCGUUGCAAGAACGAUGUGUGCGUCGAGGAGCGUUUGGCGAAUUUUCUUCGUGAAUCGAUAUUUGAUGCUAUUCGCGUUGAACAACCAGAGCUGUUGGAGAAGGUGCAUGCUGUGCGUGUGGAUUAUAGCGCACUGGAUUUGGGUAUAUCGCCAGAAGAUAGGGAAAAGCUGUGCGAAGACGUGGAGAUCGUUUUCAAUGUUGUUGCUUCAGUAAAAUUUAACGAAAAACUCAGUGAUGCCAUCGAUAUAAAUGUUUUGGGUACAAAAAAGAUACUAGAUCUCUCAAUGGAAAUGAAAAACUUAAAGUCUUUUGUACACAUCUCCACACUCUACUGCAAUUGCAAUAGGAAAUACAUCAAAGAACGUGUAUAUGAGAGCGAUAUUGGCUACGAGAAAAUCAUGCAGAUUUUUCGCAUCUUCGAUGAUGAAACACUGGAAAAAUUUCGCCACUGUCUGAUUGGCGGUAUGCCUAAUACAUAUACGAUGACCAAGAAGUGCGCUGAGAAUUUAGUAAAUCAUCGUGCAUUUUUUAUGCCAGCGGGUAUAUUUAGACCGCCAAUAGUUAUGUCAACCUACAAGGAUCCAUUUCCCGGCUGGACUGAUAAUUUGUAUGGGCCAUCAGGUUUGUGCACUUGGUCGGCGCGCGGUCUGGUGCGCUGCAUCUACGGUCGGGCAAAUUGCAAGGCCAAUAUGGUGCCGGCAGAUUACUGUGUCAAUGCAAUGAUUGCCAGUGCAUGGGAUAUAGCGAGAAGAUUUUUAUUGCGCAAAAGUGAUACGGAAUCCAAGGAGGAAUUACCUGUCUACAAUUACAUUUUCGAUCGGAACAAUUUAACAUGGGGCCAAUAUAUGCGAAUGUCGCGUGAGGGAUUUCACGAGCCAUUUGACAAGGCAUUGUGGUGUUUCUCGUACAUUAUAAUUCCAUCAAAGCCACUACACUACGCCAUUGCAUUUUUCCUACACAAUAUACCGGCUUAUAUAUUAGAUUUUAUUGCUAUGGUAACGGGACGUAAGAGCAUCUAUAUAAAAGCGUAUCGUAAAAUCUCGCGUGUCAUUUAUAUGAUGUCUUGGUUUGGUUUGAAAGAAUGGCAAUUCGCCCACAAUAAUAUUGAUGAAUUGGAUGCGAUGGUUUGUAAGACAGAUGAGAGGAAUUUAUUGCAAUUCAAUAUGGCUACGAUUAAUUGGAGGGAAUAUUUUCGUUCAUAUCUAAGUGGCAUAAGGCGUUAUUUCUUCAAGGAUAAUGACGAUAGUAAAUUACAGAAGCGGCGUGCACUUUAUCGCAGGCUACAACUCUUACAUCAACUACUUAAAUCAACAUUUGGUCUAACUUUAAUUUGGUGCCUGAUAAAAUUGUACUUCAACAUUUUUAAAAUAAUACCGAAAAUUGCAUUUUAACUAUGCAAAUUGCAA